Saprolegnia parasitica CBS 223.65 is the source of this 1649-nucleotide messenger RNA. RefSeq lists its product as hypothetical. Gene Ontology annotation, biological process: protein deglutamylation; proteolysis. The coding region runs from base 1 to 1629 and encodes 542 amino acids. NCBI's taxonomy places the organism in Eukaryota, Oomycota, Saprolegniomycetes, Saprolegniales, Saprolegniaceae. The record is from RefSeq and is a predicted model, not a curated record. The transcript is spliced from 9 exons. Gene Ontology annotation, molecular function: zinc ion binding; metallocarboxypeptidase activity.
AUGGCCGAGGACGGUCGACGCCAAGUGCUACUUAACGGCUUGGUAUUUGCAUCGACCUUUGACGCUGGCAAUCUCCAGAGCGUCGUCUACGAUGCGGCCAGGAGCGAGUACGUGGUGACGGCGGCGCCGGACCCGGCCCCGACGCCAUCGCCGACGACAUGCAUUGCAUUGCGCGUGCGUAACCUCGUGCGUCAUGUGGCCUUGUACGACCAAGACAUGCGCCCGGUCACGCGCGCCUUGCCUUCGCAGCGCAAGUGGGAGCGGCUGCACACGAGCGUGGGCAUGACGCCGUCGGACCCCGACUUUUCCAUCACAUUUGGCCUCUCGGCGCCGACGGCCGGCGACGUGGUCUACGUCGCAUUCACAUACCCGUACGCGUACGCAGAUCUGCAGCGGUCACUGCGCCGCCUCGACGCCGACAUGGCUGCGCGCGACGAUCUCUACUACUGCCGCGAGACGCUUGUGACGUCAUUGGACGGCCGCAACGUCGACCUGCUCACGCUCUCGUCCCGCCGCCAUCUGGUCGAUGCCCGCGAGCCGAGCGUGCCAGACCUCUUUCCAGAUCAUGAUGCCAUCUCGGCGCCACGACCGAGAAGGUUUCAAAACAAGCGCGUGGUGGUGCUCACGGCGCGCGUACACCCGGCCGAGACGCCGUCGAGUUAUGUCGUCGACGGCGUCCUCGCCUUUCUCUGCAAGCGCGACGACCCGCGCGUUGCCGCCUUGCUCGACGCCUUCGUCUUCAAGAUCAUCCCGAUGCUCAACCCCGACGGCGUCGCGCGCGGCUACUACCGGCACGACACACUCGGGCAAAACCUCAACCGGUUCUACGAUGCGCCGUCGCUCGAGGCCCAGCCCACGAUCUAUGGUGUGCGCCACUGGUUCCUAUCACUCUGCGAUUCCGAGGCAGCCCCGAGCGUGUACAUUGACCUGCACGCGCACGCGGCGAAGCGCGGGUGCUUUAUUUACGGCAACCGCCUCGAGACCAUCGACGCGCAGGUCGCGACGCAGCUCUUCCCCAAGCUCGUCGGACUCAAUUCGACUCACUUCGAGUACGACCAGUGCACCUUCACGGCCGAAAAUAUGGUCAUGGUCGAGAAGCGCGACGGCGGGCUUUCCAAGCAAGGGUGCGCCCGCGUCGCCUUGUACAACGCGACAAAGGCCAUGCACCCGAGUUUGCACUUUUACACGCUCGAGUGCAACUACAACAGCGGGCGCAAACCGGGGCGCGUGCCGCCGACGGGGGCCUGGGCGCCCCGCGGCAUCAAAGCGUCUGGUCCUUUGAGCCCUGACGUCGCGACCCGGUCGUAUUUACCGAAAUACACGCCGGCUGCAUGGGCAGAUGUCGGAAAGGGUCUCAUGCUCGGUCUCUUGGACCUCUACAGUCUCAAUCCAUGUUCGCGCCUCCCACAGUCCUCAUGGCGGACGCUGGCUGGCGUCGUGCAGGAAACCCGACGACAAGUAGCUCCGACGUUCAUCAAGACACCGGCCUCGGCGUCAUCGGUGGUCGAGAAGCGUAAAGGCAGCAGCAAUCAAGACGAGACCUCCACCCAAGUCCGCUCCAUCAAGUCGGCACCGGGCGCCGUCCGCCUCCAAAAACCACUGUUGCGGCUUCAAUCUACGUCCAAGUAGAAGCGAUGGGUCGAAUGUGC